CACACACACACACACCCCAAAAACCCCCCCAAAACAAUUGCAUCUAGUUCGAGUUCGUCUCAUUUUUGUCAGUGAUGAUGAAAUGUUGUUUGCUUUGUGCACAAAACUUCAGCAGCCUUUAAUCCCCACCCACUGCAACAUAUGAGGGCUGCACGUUGUAGUAUUGUAUUUGAAUCCUUAGAGCCAUUCUCACAAACAAACCCCUGCAAAGACGUGAGGCCUGUUGUCCAAGUAUGACCAUGUCCAACAUGACAGCUGCAUGCUUACUGCUGGCUCUAAUCGGUUGCAUCAGUGCGCAGUUUUCGCACCCGGGACCAUGGGAAAUCAUUAGCCGUGACAGGAGUAAGCGGAUGAGCUGCACUGUGGACUCUUCAGUGACCCUCUCCUCCACUGCUCUUCACUGGUACAGAGCCAAACCUGGAAUGGCCUUGCAACGCAUUUUGUACUUUGCAGCUGGAGCUUCAUCAGGCACCAGCGAGAAUGAAUGUUUAAGCAGAUGUAACGGUGGUAGAAAGGGAAAUGUCUUCACUCUGACCAUCACAAAAGUAAACACCGACGACGCGGCCACUUACUACUGCGCGCUGUGGCGCGGGGACACGGUUACACAUUAUCCGAAUGAGAAAGUCUUCAGCUCCGGCAUCAGACUGUAUGUUACAGAUGGUAACACAAAGGUUCCCAAAGUGUCCGUGUACCAAGCGUCCAGGCCACAAUCAAAUGGAAAGCGUGUGUUGCUGUGCCAGGCGAGAGGCAUGUACCCGGACCUCGUGAAAUUCACAUGGCAAGCAAAAGCUCAGAGUGGAGAAACUGUAGAGCUGAAAGAUGAUGAGCAGCUGGAGCAGAGAGAUGAGGAUCAGGAGGUCAAAAUAACCAGCAUGCUCAUUGUAGACAAACAGAAAGUGAAGACCAGUACAUUCAUCUGCUCUGUUCAACACGGGGUCAGCAAUAAACAGAGCGUCACCACACCACAAGAUGAAGAGAAACCUGAUGCUGAUCCUGAUCCUGACCCUGUUAAACCCUGCCCGACACCAAUAGAAAAGGAGCAAGAAGAAAAAGAAGAGGAGGAAGAGGAAACACCUAUAUAUGGUGUGUUUGAGCUCAGACGCAGUCUGUAUCUGUUCACUGUGACGUAUGUGAUACUGCUGGUGAAAUGCGUACUGUAUUUCUGCACCGUCUUGCUCUUACUUUACAAAAGAAACACUGCAAACAAGGAGAUGCUCGGAAACAAGACUCGCUGAUCAGCCCAGAACGAAACACCACACCAAGAUUUUUCAAGACAACACACAUUUAGCACAUUAUUUUCCUAUGUACAUUGCAACAUGUUUGUCUGUUGUCUGUCUGUGUUGUUACUCUGAUUAAGUAGAGAGAUAAAUCCUUUUAUUAUUUUUAAUUUUUUUUUUUACUAUUUCCUCAUAACAGGAAAUACUUUCAAUAUUAAGUAUUUGGAUAAACUGCUUGUUUAUUCUCUUUGGAUAAGUGAUGAGUAAAUAAUAAUUGUGCUUUACUAAAUUUGGAGAUUAAUAUUUCUACUCCACUCUGUUUGCAUUACCAAGAUGUUCUUCAAUAAAUGACAAAAAAUAAUUACGUAAUGGUUCCUUUUUUUGUUUUUCAACAACACUUCAAUAUAAUUCUAUAUGAAUUAAUUUCCCCACAUUCAUAUCAUAUACUGUAUUUCGUUACACAUAAAUCCAAAAAGCCAAAGAGCAUUUGCUAUUGCAUUUUUAUGAAGUUUAUUACUUUGAUUAGAAUGGAAACUGCUGUGGAAGGAAAGUGUGGUCGUGGUGGGUUUUUAUUUUUAUUUUUUUUUUACAUACACGGUAGCUGAAUGUGUUUACUGAAAAUAAAACACAUGCAGCAGCUUCACCGCAAUUUGCUGAGCUGAUAAGCUAUUAGCUGUACAGGAUGUGUCUGUAUGAUUCUCUGAAUCCUUAUUUGUACUACAUUAUUUCUUCUUUGUAAGAGUUUUUUUCUUCUUAUUUCAAUAAAAUGGUUCCAGUUUGGAAACAUCUAUAUACAGCCUUUAACGGUUUCCCCAAAUAGACAAUCAAAGAACCAUUAAAGAUUGUACAUUUGGUCUAUUUUUCAUAAGAGUGUAGAUGGAUUUACAGAUGGUUUUUCAGUACUACUUUUCUUACAUGGCCUACCUCAUACAUGGCUUGCCUUUCUCUUGACAUGCACUAAAAUCUCAGGAAUAGAAAAAUUCACAAUAUAGCCAAUUAUAACAAUAUAUAAU
Messenger RNA from Ictalurus furcatus (blue catfish), 2230 nucleotides. Its product is annotated as immunoglobulin kappa light chain-like. The record is from RefSeq and is a predicted model, not a curated record. The coding region runs from base 234 to 1235 and encodes 333 amino acids. The transcript has 6 exons. Lineage: Eukaryota; Metazoa; Chordata; Actinopteri; Siluriformes; Ictaluridae.